Messenger RNA from Lucilia sericata (common green bottle fly), 4592 nucleotides. RefSeq lists its product as uncharacterized. Bases 101 to 3652 code for a protein of 1183 amino acids. The record is from RefSeq and is a predicted model, not a curated record. Gene Ontology annotation, molecular function: protein tyrosine kinase activity; ATP binding. Gene Ontology annotation, biological process: protein phosphorylation. NCBI's taxonomy places the organism in Eukaryota, Metazoa, Arthropoda, Insecta, Diptera, Calliphoridae. The transcript is spliced from 6 exons.
CCCGUUAUAGUACCCCUUGUGCCCAUUUAUUGAAAAUUCACGUAACUUUUUUAUACUUCGUUUUUUAUAAAUUCAAUCACUUUUCUAAUCACACAUCAAUAUGACAUCGUCUAGUCAUAUGGAAGGUGUCACCGAUACCGAAUGGCUGGAAGAUCUCCUUAAAGAAGUUCAACUAGAACAGUUCCUAGAACGUAUACGCGAUGAUUUACAAGUCACACGUCUGGCACAUUUCGAUUAUGUACAAGCCGAAGAUUUGGAACGUUGUGGUCUGGGUAAACCGGCCAUAAGACGUUUAAUGGAAGCGGUACGCAAGAAAAAAGCCCAACAAUGGCGUAAAAAUAUUCUAUCGAAAUUGAUAGGUGGCGGUAAACAGCCAUCGUCGAAAAAAUCCUCAAAUGCCACAAAUAAAGAUAAACAACAGAAUACUCAAUUAACCUGCCUAAUACAUGAGAAGGAUAUAACGCUGGGCAAUAAACUGGGUGAUGGUUCGUUUGGUGUAGUGCGCCGGGGAGAAUGGUUAACGGCGCCCAAUGGCAAACAUUUGCCGGUGGCGGUGAAGGUUCUUAAAGCGGAUAAUCUUACACAACCCGGCAUUAUAGAGGACUUUUUUCGUGAGGUGCAGGCUAUGCAUGCCUUAGAUCAUUCAAAUUUGGUGCGUUUAUACGGUGUGGUGCUAUCCCAACCCAUGAUGAUGAUAACGGAAUUGGCCGAACGCGGUUCCCUACUCGACACUUUGCGCAAACAGUGCAAACAUACUCCUUUAACUACAAUUUGGAAUUGGUCGGUACAAAUUGCCACUGGCAUGGCCUAUUUGGAACAAAAGAGAUUUUUACAUCGUGAUUUGGCCUGUCGUAACGUGUUGUUGGCUUCAGGAAAUAAAAUCAAAAUUGGUGAUUUUGGUUUGAUGAGAGCUCUACCUCAAGAAGAUGACUGUUAUGUUAUGUCUGAACAUAAAAAAGUUCCUUUUCCCUGGUGUGCUCCGGAAUCGUUGCGCUUUAGACAAUUUUCUCAUGCCUCCGAUACCUGGAUGUUUGGUGUUACUUUAUGGGAAAUGUUUACCUUUGGUGAAGAUCCUUGGGUGGGUUUAAAUGGUUCGCAAAUUUUGCGUAAAAUCGAUAGGGAAGGUGAACGUUUACAUCAUCCGGAGGCUUGUCCGCCAGAUGUAUAUGAAAUGAUGUUACAAUGUUGGGAUAAGACACCAGCUGAACGGCCUACUUUUGCUGCUAUAAAAGAGUUUUUGGUGGGCGUAUCACCACAAGUGGUCAAGGCAGCCAAAACUUUUAAUGAAGCAAAUCGUUUACAAAUAGAGGCUGGUGAUACCAUCGCCAUUAUUGAUGGUAGACCCGAACUUAAAUUGAUUAAGGGACAAAACCAAAGAACCUUCGAUAUCGGCAUCUUUCCGCGUCAAAUUUUGGAGAAAACCAAACAAACCAACAGUGACCUCAUACGACCAAUGCAUGAAAACCUUAGAGCUACCGGUCAUUCGGGUUCUCCAUUUGGUUUCUGUUGGGGCGGAGCUGGCACCAUGGCCACUAGCAGUAGUGAAAUGCAUGCUGAGAGAGCACGUAAAACAGCUUCUCUGCAGGCUCAAUCCAUGCAGCAGUUGCAUCACGCUAAAGAACGUAAAUCUAUUGUUAACAAACAAUUCUCCUAUAAUAAGCUGGUAAACGAGAGGGCGGUUGAAUUGCAGCGCCAUCAAUCUAUGCAGUCUGCUGGUGGCAGUGGGAAAAAUAAAAGUGGCAAAAAUAAAGGACCACAAAGGCCCCCACCACCUCAACUGCAGCAGCAACAAGAAGGUAUACUAAUUGAUAUAUCCCCAGAAUUUGGUGGUGGUGGUGUUAGUGGUCCUUCUUCCUCCACACAAAACUCCUCCUUACUGCACUUGGGUGAAAGUUCUUCAAUGCAUGUUGAUAGCACUUUUUGCAUACUCGAUGCUCCUAUAGAUGUGCCUACCGAAGGAGAGGACUAUUUGGACAAUGAGGCUUCCAACCCCAGUAUUAUGCCUCCAACUCCUACAACUCUUAAUAAUUUUGAAUUUGGUGCUUCGCCUUCACGUCCGCAUCCACCUCCUUAUCAAAUGCCACCCACAUACUCGAAUACAAUGGAAUUUAGUCAACAGCAAACGCCAGCAAGAGAUCCCUUUGAUACCAGUAGAAUAAGUUUCAAUGGCGCUAACAACACCAACACAUCCAAUGACGAUAUUAAUGCUUUAUACUCGAAUGUGAUAAAAACACAGCAACAAGAUACUCCCCUAAGAAAUACUUCCUUACAAAAUUCUAAUUUUAACAGUCCUGCAGCACGUAAAAGUCUAUUUGGUGCUGGCACGGCUACAGCCACCACAGCUUCCAACUUAUCAUUGGCGGGCAACAAAGAAAACAUACCACAAAUGCCUACAGAAACAGCUAGCCACAACUUAACAACUCUUAGACAAUAUGAAACCACAAAAAUACAAACGUCAACAAUAUCAGCUGCAGAAGAUUCGGCAUUGCAAAGAAACUUAAGUACACUUUCGUUGGAAAAACAAACAACCACUACACCAGCCGCAGCAAGCACUAACGAACAAGUAGUUUUGGAUAAAAGCUUUAUAGCUGAAUUGGAAAAGGAUAUGUAUACGAAUGAAGGACAAAAGGAUUAUGAACGCAAUUCUUCGCAAAUGUAUACCAACAAGGAGGCAGUAUUUAAACAAAAUCUAACACCCCUUAAAAAUUCAGCAGCAGCCAGUCACUCAAAUCACUCCAGUCCCUCUUCCAUAAAUGGAGCUUCACCAAAAAUGCACAAUAUUGAAAGGCAGGCUGGGCAUUACAAUGUCUUAGAGAAUCGUAAUAGCAUAUAUGGUGCUGCACCAAGCGAUACUAUAGGCCAAAAACCCAAUAAUUUAGAAAACGCUUCCGCCAAUAAUACUCAAAGUGUGGUCAAUCGUAUAUGGUAUGAAAGGGUAGCUAAUCAAUCGGAAUACUAUGCCCAACCAGCUUUAGAAAAUAUCUACUCUAAUCAAGGCAUCUAUCAGGCCACACCUGUUGCCACAGCCACUUCCGCUAAUGAAACUAAUCAUAGUUUUGUAGCCAUAUCCAAUCGUGUAGUGGCUCCCAAAACCGCCAAUCAAGUAUAUGCCUCUGCGGCUUCUAUCUAUGGCAGUGUAACAGGACAUAAUAUGUAUGAUACGGUUGCACCUACACCCUCCACCUACUAUGGGCAAAUACCUUUAAGUCAUAUCUCCAACAGUAAUGGCCAAAGCUAUUCCAAUGGCACAGCUAAUAAUCCAACACAACCGGCUAUUUAUGAUGAGGUAACUUUAGAUGAUUAUCUACGGCCACAUCGUCCUGCUCCCUUAGCUCCGCCUCAGCUAUCUGCCCAACAGAUACAAAGACGUCUGGAGAAACUAAAGAAACAGCAGGAGUCACAAAUGGAAGGCAGCAGUUCGUUGUAUGCCCCGCCGCCUUCGGACUAUGAGAGAGAACAUCAGAAAAUACAACAGAUGAUGCAGGAUUUAGGACCAAAUACUCAAGAAAUCGAUGUACGAAAUGCUUUAAGAGCUGCCAGUGGUGAUACGAAUUUAGCUAUAAGACACUAUAAAAUUGAUCAAUUAUCAAGACUUGGUCUUGCUAAUCGUCCUCAAUGUGAACAAGCUUUACAAAAACCGGCUGGAGUUUAGAACUUGCAGCUGCUGUUUUAUUAGAAACUACUUCCUAAGCUAAACCCAAAAUACGAACAACAACUACAUAUAACAGCAACAACAUAAUCCAACACAACAACAACAACUUGAAACCCCCAUCAAAUCAUUCCAUAGUUCCCAAUUAAAUCACACUACAGAAAAUAAGUAUUAUGACAAUUUUAAACAUAGAAUGAAUUGAAUUGAAUUGAAUAGAAACCUGUUAUUUUAAAUGUGAUUUUAAAACAGUACAAUUACGAAAAAAACGACAUCACUAAAAUGAAAAUUUGAUUUUUAUAACCAAACUUUUUUACAAAUCCUUAAACACUACAAUAUUGGUUUUGUUUUAGAACAAUGAAGCUUAUAAUACGAACAAUAAAACCGUCCUUAUUUAAAAAUAAAAUCGGUUUAAUAUAACAAAUUUUAUAUUUGAAUUUAUAUUGAGUCUUGCAAACAAACAAAUCAAUCAUUUUACACAUCCCAUUUUAUACAUUUUUUUAUAUUUAAGAAUUGUGUACGAAAACUAAACUAAAUGUUUAAAAUUAAGGCAGCUGUUUAUUGAUAAAAUAACAACUUUAGUAUUGAAAUGUUUUAAAACAAUUUCUAAAGCUGUCUUAUUAUUGAUUUGAUACAAAAUUUUCUUUUUUAUAUGAAAAUCUUAGCCUACCCAUGAAUUCACCCCAAAAAAAGAAAUCAUUGUAUUUAAAUAAAAUACUGUUAUGCAUGCUUUGUAUUUUGUUAUCUAAAUGUAAAUAUUUAUUAUUUUUUAUAAUUAUUUUUUAAUUCCUCUGCCCAAAAUACAAAAUUUGCCGUUUAUAUGAUUAGAUUUUCUCUUAGUUUUAAGUUAUUUUAAAUAAAAUUUUAAUUAAAUGUCUGUUGCUUAAAUAUUAUUUGGUAUGCAACAAGUAUAAUAUAAUUUAAUUAUAAAAAUUAAUUUUUAUCU